This is a messenger RNA of Penicillium soppii, 2409 nucleotides long. RefSeq names its product bifunctional aminoimidazole ribotide synthase/glycinamide ribotide synthase (gene ade1). The transcript has 2 exons. Gene Ontology annotation, molecular function: metal ion binding; phosphoribosylformylglycinamidine cyclo-ligase activity; phosphoribosylamine-glycine ligase activity. The record is from RefSeq and is a predicted model, not a curated record. Lineage: Eukaryota; Fungi; Ascomycota; Eurotiomycetes; Eurotiales; Aspergillaceae. Bases 1 to 2409 code for a protein of 802 amino acids. Gene Ontology annotation, cellular component: cytosol. Gene Ontology annotation, biological process: adenine biosynthetic process; 'de novo' IMP biosynthetic process.
AUGGCUUCCGAACAAUUGCGCAUUCUCAUUGUUGGCAAUGGUGGCCGUGAGCAUGCCUUCGCUUGGAAGUUGAGCGAGUCUCCCCUCGUCGAUAUCAUCUAUGUCGCUCCCGGAAAUGGCGGCACUGGUCUGGGUAACAACAAGAAGAUCACCAAUGCCAAUGUCAAGGGUGAUGACUACCCUGGACUCGUCGCAUUCGCACAGAAGAACCAGGUGAACCUCGUGGUACCUGGCCCCGAGGCCCCUCUUGUCGAUGGCAUUGAGGGUUACUUCAAGGCUGUCGGCAUUCGUGUCUUCGGACCUUCCAAGGCUGCUGCCCGCAUGGAGGGCUCCAAGACCUUCUCCAAGGACUUCAUGCAGCGUCACCAGAUCCCCACCGCCGAAUUUGGAAACUUCUCUGACUACGAAUCCGCUUGUCGCUAUCUCGAUUCCGUAUCACACAACGUGGUUAUCAAAGCUGAUGGUCUGGCCGGUGGUAAGGGUGUGAUCAUGCCCACCACAAAGGAAGAGGCCCACCAGGCCUUGAAGGAUAUGAUGCUGGAUCACCAGUUCGGCAAGGCCGGUGACGAGGUCGUCAUCGAGGAGUGCUUGGAGGGUGAUGAGUUGAGCAUUCUCACUUUCAGUGACGGCUACACUAUCCGCUCCUUGCCCCCCGCGCAGGAUCACAAGCGUAUUUUUGAUGGUGACCAGGGUCCUAACACUGGUGGUAUGGGCUGCUAUGCGCCCACGCGUAUUGCGCCUAAAGAGGUCGUCGACGAGAUUGACCGGACCAUCAUCCAGCCUUCCGUUGACGGAAUGCGCAAGGAUGGUUUCCCCUUCGUCGGUAUCUUGUUCACCGGUCUCAUGAUGACCAAGAACGGACCCAAGGUCCUUGAGUACAAUGUCCGUGGUGGAGACCCCGAGACCCAGACUCUCCUGCCUUUGCUUAGCAAGGAUACCGAUCUUGCCCAGAUCAUGGUCGCCUGUGCCGACCACUGGCUGGACGGUGUCUCGCUUAAGAUCGAGCCCAACUUCUCCACCACUGUCAUUGCUGUUGCUGGUGGUUACCCCAACGCCUACGCCAAGGGCAAGGUCAUCACUCUGGCCCCCGAGCCCGCUGGAACUCUCAUCUUCCACGCCGGUACCACCCUGUCUGGCAAUGAGCUCCAAACGGCUGGAGGUCGUGUGAUCGCCUCUACUGCCACUGCUUCCACUCUCGAGGAGGCCGUUGCCAAGAGCUACGAGGGCAUCAAGACCAUCAGCUUUGAGGAUAUGUUCUACCGCAAGGAUAUUGCGCACCGCGCAUUCCGCCAAACCGCCGAUACAUCGCUCACCUACGCCCAAGCCGGCGUCUCCAUCGAUGCCGGUAACGAGCUCGUCAACAAAAUUAAGAGCUCCGUCGGCCGCACCAAGCGCCCUGGUACCGACGCCGUCAUUGGUGGUUUUGGUGGUCUCUUCUCUCUGGCCGCCGCUAACUCUGCCUACCACCCCCACUCCCCUACCCUCAUCGGUGCUAUUGACGGAGUCGGCACCAAGCUCAAGAUCGCCCACUCCGUCGGCAUCCACGACACCGUCGGUAUUGAUCUCGUCGCCAUGAACGUCAACGACCUCGUUGUCCAAGGCGCCGAGCCCCUCUUCUUCCUGGACUGCUACUCUUGCGGCCAUCUCGACGUCCCCACCGCUGCCGCCUUCGUCACCGGUGUCGCAGAGGGCUGUGUCCAAGCCGGCUGCGCCCUGAUCGGUGGUGAAACUGCCGAGAUGCCCGGCCUUUUCAUCGACGACUCCUACGACGCCGUCGGUGCCGCUGUCGGCGCUAUUAACACCACUGGCGAGCACGCCCGUGCUAUCCUCCCCCACACCGAUAACAUGCGCGCCGGCGAUGUCCUCCUCGCCCUUGGCUCCUCCGGUCCCCACUCUAACGGCUACUCGCUCGUCCGCAAGAUUGUCGAGCGUGCCGGUCUGAGCUACACUGACCCCGCUCCUUUCUCCAUGCCUGGUCUUGAAGCUGGCGUUACCGUUGGUCGUGCCCUUCUCACUCCCACCCGUAUUUACGUCAAGUCUAUCCUUAGCGCCUUGAACACCCACGGAACCGCUAUCAAGGGUCUUGCUCACAUCACCGGUGGUGGUCUAGUUGAGAACAUCCCCCGUAUGCUUCCAUCGACCCUGACUGCCCAGGUUGAUGUUAGCACUUGGGCUCAGCCUUCUGUCUUUUCUUGGUUGCAGCGUGCCGGUAACGUCUCUUCUGCUGAGAUGGCCCGUGCCUUCAACUGCGGUGUUGGUAUGAUUAUUGCCGUUGACCCUGCUUCCGAGGCUGCUAUCCGUCAGACUUUCGAGGCUGCCGGCGAGUCUGUUUACCGGGUUGGUGAGCUGCGUGUUCGCGAUGCUGGCGAAGAGGGCUGCGUGUUGUCUGGCCUUGAGUCUUGGGCUUGA